AGCGCUUAAAUAGAGAGAUUCUGUGUGAACCCAAGUGCCUCAGAAAAAACAAAGAGAGAAAGGGGAGAGACCGAGCAACUGAGAGGAGAGAGAGAGAAAGGUUCUCUCAGAAGUGGGUUCAAGGGAGGUGAGAGAAAACUCAUCUGAAUCUUCCUUGAGAUCACAUUUGCUUGAACAACAAUGGGUGCCGGUGGGAGAACGUCUGCCCCGAAAACCCAAAACGGGUAUCACCAGAACUCUAUUCAUAGGGUCCCCCACUCGAAACCACCAUUCACGCUUAGUGAAAUCAAGAAAGCCAUCCCGCCCCACUGCUUCCAACGCUCUCUCCUCCGUUCGUUCUCCUAUGUCGUUUACGACCUCUCCCUCGCCUUCCUGUUCUACUACGUUGCCACCACUUACAUCCACCUCCUCCCCCAACACUUCCGCUAUCUCGCAUGGCCCCUCUACUGGACUCUCCAAGGUUGUGUCCUCACAGGUGUUUGGGUCGUUGCUCACGAAUGCGGUCACCACGCGUUCAGUGAUUACCAAUGGGUCGACGACACCGUGGGCCUAACCCUUCACUCUGCCCUUCUAGUCCCUUACUUCUCUUGGAAAUACAGUCACCGCCGCCACCACUCCAACACUGGGUCCCUUGAGCGUGACGAGGUUUUCGUUCCGAAACCCAAGUCCAAAAUCCCAUGGUACUCAAGAUACCUAAACAAUCCUGUUGGUCGCGUUCUUACCCUUACAGUCACUCUCACUCUCGGCUGGCCCUUGUACUUGGCCUUCAACGUAUCGGGCCGACCCUAUGACCGGUUUGCGUGUCACUACGACCCGUAUGGCCCGAUCUACAAUGACCGCGAAAGGCUUCAGAUUUUCAUUUCAGACAUCGGACUAUUCACCACAACUUACGUUCUUUAUCGCGUUGCUCUCCUAAAGGGGCUGGCAUGGGUUAUAUGUGUUUACGGAGUACCUUUACUCAUUGUGAAUGGUUUCCUCGUAUUGAUCACGUUUUUGCAGCACACGCACCCAUCCCUACCUCAUUACGACUCGUCUGAAUGGGAUUGGCUGCGGGGAGCUCUGGCGACCGUGGAUAGGGAUUACGGAAUUCUAAACAAGGUCUUUCACAACAUCACGGACACACAUGUUGCUCACCAUCUCUUCUCCACCAUGCCACAUUACCAUGCGAUGGAGGCCACGAAAGUGAUCAAGCCGAUUCUUGGGGAUUACUACCAAUUUGAUGGAACUCCGUUUUACAAGGCGAUGUGGAGGGAGGCUAAAGAGUGUUUGUACGUCGAGCCGGACGAGGAUGCCCCCACCAAAGGUGUGUUCUGGUACAAGAACAAGUACUGAUUUUGAUGAUGAUGCUAUGAGAGUGGAGUUCUAGUUUUCGCUUAGGUGUGGUGUUAAACUGUGUUAAGGGGAGGAAAUGUCUUGGUUUGGAAGUUGGGACUUCUGGGCUUAUAUGUUCUUCUCCCAGUGAAUUGUUAUUCCUCUUGGUUUUUUCGUGUAUGCACUGUUGUAAUGAACCUCUAGUACUUAAAUUAUGUGUGUGUUUUUGAAAA
Messenger RNA from Rhododendron vialii, 1544 nucleotides. Its product is annotated as delta(12)-fatty-acid desaturase FAD2-like. The record is from RefSeq and is a predicted model, not a curated record. Gene Ontology annotation, biological process: lipid metabolic process. The coding region runs from base 181 to 1332 and encodes 383 amino acids. Gene Ontology annotation, molecular function: oxidoreductase activity, acting on paired donors, with oxidation of a pair of donors resulting in the reduction of molecular oxygen to two molecules of water. The transcript has 2 exons. NCBI's taxonomy places the organism in Eukaryota, Viridiplantae, Streptophyta, Magnoliopsida, Ericales, Ericaceae.